Peronospora belbahrii is the source of this 369-nucleotide messenger RNA. NCBI's taxonomy places the organism in Eukaryota, Oomycota, Peronosporomycetes, Peronosporales, Peronosporaceae. The record is from the annotation of a GenBank genome assembly.
AUGCAGCUCUUCAUUCGUUCGGAGGCCGGACGCAUGUUGACUGUCGCAGUGGCGAACCCACGAGCUAAAGUGCAGGAACUGUUGUCAUUAGUCGAGGCAAAAGAACCACAUCUUUGCAGCUGUGGAUAUCUUAACUACGGCGGUGUGCCGCUGCGUACAUCGUGGUCUCUGAUGGACUAUGGUAUCCAGGACCAUGCUACGCUGGACUUGGCGCGACGACUGCAAGGCGGCUGCUUUAGCGUCUCCAUCCUCUUGUGGAUUAUGAUCUUUAUCUGCUGUCUGAUCAGCGUCUGCACUUGUGGGUUAUCGUUACCGGUGGCACUAUGUCUUUUGCCACCAGCUCUGCUUUUGCCACUUUGUUGUCUGUAA